UAAAUAAGAAUUGAAAGGUGGAGAGAGAGAGAGAGAGAAAGAGGAGAGAGAGAUCACAUGGCGUCGUUGCCGCUGGGGCCUGAGCAACAUCACCAUAAUCCACCACCCGACCAUCAUUAUCAUCAUAAUAAUGUUAUUGACCAAGCUCCUCUUCAUCCUCCCGCCGCCGUGAAGCUUCCUCCCGCCGCUACCCGUAAUAUGGACACCGACAAGGAGAUGGCAGGGCCGAUGGUGGAGGGGAACGAUCCACUCACCGGUCACAUCAUUUCAACUACUAUUGGAGGGAAAAAUGGCGAGCCCAAACGGACAAUUAGUUACAUGGCAGAGCGUGUUGUGGGAACAGGAUCAUUUGGAAUAGUUUUUCAGGCAAAAUGCUUGGAAACUGGAGAAACGGUGGCCAUAAAAAAGGUCCUGCAGGAUAAGCGGUAUAAAAAUCGUGAACUGCAGUUAAUGCGGCUGAUGGAUCAUGCAAACGUGAUUUCUCUUAAGCACUGUUUCUUUUCCACAACCACCAGAGAUGAGCUUUUCCUUAAUUUGGUCAUGGAUUAUGUCCCUGAAACUAUGUACAAGGUCCUAAAGCACUACACCAAUUCUAAUCAAAGGAUGCCGCUGAUUUUUGUCAAACUGUAUACCUAUCAGUUAUUUAGGGGGUUAGGAUAUAUGCAUUCAGUUGCUGGGGUUUCCCACAGGGAUAUAAAGCCUCAAAAUAUAUUGGUUGAUCCGCUAACUCACCAGGUCAAGAUAUGUGAUUUUGGAAGUGCUAAAGUUCUUGUGAAGGGUGAAGCCAAUAUAUCCUACAUUUGCUCUCGUUAUUAUCGUGCCCCUGAACUUAUAUUUGGUGCAACUGAGUAUACGUCAUCAAUUGAUAUCUGGUCAGCUGGUUGUGUCCUUGCUGAGCUUCUUUUGGGCCAGCCUCUCUUUCCAGGAGAAAAUGCAGUGGAUCAACUUGUAGAGAUUAUCAAGGUACUUGGUACUCCAACCCGAGAAGAAAUCCGAUGCAUGAAUCCAAAUUACACCGAUUUUAGGUUCCCCCAGAUUAAGGCCCAUCCUUGGCACAAGGUUUUCCAUAAACGGAUGCCUCCGGAGGCCAUUGACCUUGCUUCUAGGCUACUACAGUACUCUCCAAAUCUUCGAUGCACAGCUCUAGAAGCAUGUGCCCAUCCUUUCUUUGAUGAGCUCCGGGAGCCCAAUGCCCGCCUCCCAAAUGGUCGCUCUUUUCCUCCUCUCUUCAACUUUAAACAGGAAUUGAAUGGAGCUUCACCUGAAUUGAUGAACAAGUUGAUACCAGAGCAUAUCAGGCGGCAAGCUGGUCUGAAUUUUCCCGUUCCUAAUCCUGCUGGGACGUGAUCCAAAUCAAAUGAGACGGUAUGUGUGAUCAUUUGAUGGAUGAGUAGCUAAAUGAUCUCUUGGUGAUGUUGUCAAGUCCUAAGUUGGUGGUUUUUGAGGUCUCCCAGUAAUAUAUACUGAAUACAUGCACAUAUUGACUACUUUGUCGGUGCGUCUAAUGUUCGUUGUAGCUAAACGAGUUUCGUCUCUUCUGUACAUCCAUUUUGGUUUAAACCCAAGAUUAUGAUAUGUAGGAAGCAAAUAUGGCUGUGUUGGUAUUAGUCUUAGCAGCAGGAUUUUAAGUUUAUUUCUGUAUGUUUUCAGUUCAUGUUCUGUUUUCCUCCCUUGACAACCUGUAACUUGUCAAAUUCUUAAAAGCCUUAUUUUGAAGCUA
Salvia hispanica is the source of this 1720-nucleotide messenger RNA. Its product is annotated as shaggy-related protein kinase zeta. The record is from RefSeq and is a predicted model, not a curated record. NCBI's taxonomy places the organism in Eukaryota, Viridiplantae, Streptophyta, Magnoliopsida, Lamiales, Lamiaceae. Gene Ontology annotation, biological process: peptidyl-threonine phosphorylation; cell differentiation; brassinosteroid mediated signaling pathway. Gene Ontology annotation, molecular function: protein serine/threonine kinase activity; ATP binding. Gene Ontology annotation, cellular component: cytoplasm; nucleus.